Phragmites australis (common reed) is the source of this 3379-nucleotide messenger RNA. RefSeq names its product phosphoenolpyruvate carboxylase 1-like. Gene Ontology annotation, molecular function: phosphoenolpyruvate carboxylase activity. Gene Ontology annotation, biological process: tricarboxylic acid cycle; carbon fixation; leaf development. Bases 181 to 3087 code for a protein of 968 amino acids. Lineage: Eukaryota; Viridiplantae; Streptophyta; Magnoliopsida; Poales; Poaceae. The record is from RefSeq and is a predicted model, not a curated record. The transcript has 10 exons. Gene Ontology annotation, cellular component: chloroplast; apoplast; cytosol.
AUCCGCCUUAGCCGCCUUUCCAACCGCUAAGGGCCGUGCUUUCCCGUGCACACACUCGCGGACUCCCAUCCGUAUUUGAAGCCAUCCGCUGGCGGCUCGCUCGUGCACAGCAAUAGCUCAAGCAACCCGGCGGUCGGCUCAGCGCCUGCACGUUGCUAGCUAGCGUCUUUCCCGCCAUACAUGGCGUCCUCCAAGUCCCCCGGCGCCGUGGAGCGGCACCAGUCCAUCGACUCGCAGCUCCGGCUCCUCGCCCCUGGCAAGGUCUCCGAGGACGACAAGCUCGUCGAGUACGACGCCCUCCUCGUCGACCGCUUCCUCGACAUCCUCCAGGACCUCCACGGCCCCAACCUCCGCGAAUUCGUGCAGGAGUGCUACGAGCUGUCGGCUGAGUACGAGGGUGACCGCGACGCGGCGCGGCUGGGCGAGCUCGGGGCCAGGCUGACGGUUCUGGCCCCCGCCGACGCCAUCGUCGUGGCGAGCUCCUUCUCGCACAUGCUCAACCUCGCCAACCUCGCCGAGGAGGUGCAGAUCGCGCACCGCCGCCGGAACAAGCUCAAGCGAGGGGACUUCGCCGACGAGGCCUCCGCCACCACCGAGUCCGACAUCGAGGAGACGCUCAAGCGCCUCGUGUCCGGCCUCGGCAAGUCGCGCGAGGAGGUGUUCGACGCGCUCAAGAACCAGACCGUCGACCUCGUCUUCACCGCGCACCCCACGCAGUCCAUCCGGAGGUCACUCCUCCAGAAGCACGCCAGGAUCCGGAAUUGCCUGACGCAGCUGGAUGCCCAGGACAUCACGGCUGACGACAAGCAGGAGCUCGACGAGGCUCUGCAGAGGGAGAUCCAAGCAGCUUUCAGAACUGAUGAAAUUCGGAGAACACAACCUACCCCGCAGGAUGAAAUGCGUGCUGGGAUGAGUUAUUUCCAUGAAACUAUAUGGAAGGGUGUCCCUAAGUUCCUGCGUCGUGUGGAUACAGCUCUGAAGAACAUCGGGAUUGAUGAGCGUCUCCCCUACAAUGCUCCCCUCAUUCAGUUCUCUUCUUGGAUGGGUGGUGACCGUGAUGGAAACCCAAGAGUUACACCGGAGGUGACAAGAGAUGUAUGCUUUCUGGCCAGAAUGAUGGCUGCAAACUUGUACGUCUCUCAGAUAGAAGAUCUGAUGUUUGAGCUCUCUAUGUGGCGCUGCAACGAUGAACUUCGUGUUCGAGCUGAGGAACUAUACCGUGCUUCAAGGAAAGCUGCCAAGCAUUACAUAGAAUUUUGGAAGCAAAUUCCUCCAAAUGAGCCUUAUCGCGUAAUACUUGGCUAUGUAAGGGACAAACUGUACUGCACACGCGAACGUUCACGCCAUCUGCUGACUACUGGAUUUUCUGAAAUUCCAGAGGACUCAACCUUUACCAAUGUCGAAGAGUUUCUGGAGCCCCUCGAGCUGUGUUACCGAUCUUUGUGUGCUUGCGGCGACAAGACAAUCGCCGACGGGAACCUCCUGGACUUCCUGCGCCAGGUCUCGACGUUCGGGCUCGCCCUCGUGAAGCUCGACAUCCGGCAGGAAUCCGACCGGCACACCGACGUGCUCGACGCGAUCACCACGCACCUUGGCAUCGGGUCGUACCGCGAGUGGCCCGAGGAGAAGCGGCAGGAGUGGCUGCUGUCCGAGCUGCGGGGCAAGCGCCCGCUGCUCGGCACCGACCUGCCCCAGAACGAGGAGGUCGCCGACGUGCUCGGCACGUUCCGCGUCCUCGCAGAGCUCCCACCCGACAGUUUCGGCGCGUACAUCAUCUCGAUGGCGACGGCGCCAUCGGACGUCCUCGCCGUGGAGCUCCUGCAGCGGGAGUGCCACGUGCGCCACCCGCUGCGCGUGGUGCCGCUGUUCGAGAAGCUCGCCGACCUCGAGGAGGCGCCCGCCGCCGUGGCGCGGCUGUUCUCGGUGGACUGGUACAUGGAUCGGAUCAAUGGCAAGCAGGAGGUGAUGAUCGGGUACUCGGACUCCGGCAAGGACGCCGGCCGCCUGUCAGCGGCGUGGCAGCUGUACAAGGCGCAGGAGGAGCUCGUGCAGGUGGCGAAGCGCUACGGCGUGAAGCUGACCAUGUUCCAUGGCAGAGGCGGCACCGUCGGCAGGGGAGGCGGACCGACGCACCUCGCCAUCCUGUCCCAGCCGCCGGACACCAUCCACGGCUCGCUCCGCGUGACGGUGCAGGGCGAGGUCAUCGAGCACUCGUUCGGGGAGGAGCACCUCUGCUUCAGGACUCUACAGCGGUUCACCGCCGCCACGCUGGAGCACGGCAUGCACCCGCCGGUGUCCCCCAAGCCUGAGUGGCGCGCGCUCAUGGACGAGAUGGCGGUCGUGGCCACGGAGGAGUACCGGUCCAUUGUUUUCAGAGAACCGCGGUUCGUCGAGUACUUCAGAUCGGCUACACCUGAAACUGAAUAUGGUAGGAUGAACAUCGGCAGCCGGCCAUCAAAGAGGAAACCCAGCGGCGGCAUCGAAUCGCUGCGCGCAAUCCCCUGGAUCUUCGCAUGGACACAGACGAGGUUCCACCUGCCCGUGUGGCUCGGAUUCGGCGCCGCUUUCGAGCAUGUCAUGAAGGAGGACAUCAGGAACAUCCACAUGCUCAGAGAGAUGUACAACGAGUGGCCGUUCUUCAGGGUCACUCUAGACCUGCUGGAAAUGGUUUUCGCCAAGGGAGAUCCCGGGAUCGCCGCCCUGUACGACGAGUUGCUCGUCACUGACGACCUCAAGCCCUUCGGGGAGCAGCUCAGGAACACCUAUUUGGACACACAGCAGCUUCUCCUACAGGUUGCUGGCCACAAGGAUAUUCUUGAAGGAGACCCCUACCUGAAGCAGCGGCUGCGGCUGCGUGAUCCCUACAUCACGACCCUGAACGUGUGCCAGGCCUACACCCUGAAGCGGAUAAGGGACCCGAGCUUCCAGGUGACGCCGCAGCGGCCGCUGUCCAAGGAGUUCGCCGACGAGAACCAGCCCGCCGGGCUGGUAAAGCUGAACCCGGCGAGCGAGUACGCGCCGGGGCUGGAGGACACGCUCAUCCUCACCAUGAAGGGCAUCGCCGCCGGCAUGCAGAACACGGGCUAGGUUGCUUAACUUGCCUCGCUUCACUCUCUGCAGAAGUGCAGACUGUUAAGGCUGUGGAUGACUUUUGUCAGCUUGAUUGGAGAUACCAAUGUGACACAAUGUUACAAUUUGGACUGUUUAGUUUCCUCGGCUUUGCGCUUUUUAUAUUCACACUGUCACACUUGAGGUAAAGCUCAAGUGGAGCUUCUUCGCUGCUUCAGGAUUCUCUAAAGAACAGAACACAAACUCUGUUGUUUACAUAACGAAGGAACUCUUUGUACGUAAUAAACUAGUAUGGUGAUUGACGUUAAUA